Cylindrotheca closterium is the source of this 210-nucleotide messenger RNA. The record is from the annotation of a GenBank genome assembly. NCBI's taxonomy places the organism in Eukaryota, Bacillariophyta, Bacillariophyceae, Bacillariales, Bacillariaceae.
AUGACUUUGACGUGCGGCCUUUCUUUACGAGGCGCAGUUGGAAUUGUGAUCGGUAGUGUCAGUGGAGCGAGGCGCAAUGGUGGAGGCCGCAGCAAUAUUGGACGUGGCAAUGGUGGCGAUGGUGGCGAUGGUGGCGAUGGGGGCAAUGGUUACAAUGGAGGAGGAGGAAACGGCGGAAAUCGAGGGGCUCGUGGUGGUCUCCGCGGAUAA